Molecule: messenger RNA, 1039 nt
Organism: Paramecium tetraurelia
Lineage: Eukaryota; Ciliophora; Oligohymenophorea; Peniculida; Parameciidae
Exons: 3
Biological process (GO): protein refolding; cellular response to unfolded protein
Cellular component (GO): mitochondrion; cytoplasm
Molecular function (GO): ATP hydrolysis activity; ATP binding; misfolded protein binding
Source: RefSeq, a predicted model, not a curated record
GGUAAUAAAAUGCUCAGCAAAUUAUUGAGAUCAACAUGCUUAGGUGAACUAACACACUGUGAAUGCAUUCAGCAGCAAGGUCAUGAAGGGAGAAUAUGUGAUUGGUAUCGAUUUAGGUACUACAAACUCUUGUGUGUCAAUUAUGGAAUCUGGAACACCCAAAGUUAUUGAGAACGCAGAAGGUAUGAGAACAACACCAUCAGUCGUUGCAUUUACCGCUGAUGGACAAAGAAUAGUGGGAGCACCAGCUAAGAGAUAGGCUGUAACAAAUCCUGAAAACACAGUUUAUGCAACAAAGAGAUUGAUUGGUAGAAGAUUUGAUGACCCAAAUGUUUAGAAAGACAUCAAGCAUUUAAGUUAUUCAGUUGUGAGAGCCUAAAAUGGUGAUGCCUGGGUUAGUUUGAAAAGUGGCUAAACCUAUUCACCAUCCUAAAUUGGAGCCUUUGUCUUAAUUAAAAUGAAGGAAACUGCUGAUGCCUACAUUGGAAAACCUUAAUCAAAGGCAGUCGUUACAGUACCUGCUUAUUUUAAUGACUCACAAAGAUAAGCCACCAAGGAUGCCGGUAAGAUUGCUGGUUUAGAUGUUCUGAGAAUCAUCAAUGAACCAACAGCAGCUGCAUUGGCCUUUGGUUUGGAAAAGAAAGAUAACAAGAUCAUCGCAGUUUAUGAUUUAGGAGGUGGUACAUUCGAUAUUUCUAUUUUGGAAAUUAAUGCAGGAGUAUUUGAAGUCAAGGCAACUAAUGGUGAUACAAGUUGUGGAGGUGAGGAUGUUGAUUCCAUUCUAUCCAAUUGGAUCAGUCAAGAAUUCAAGGCAUAAGCCGGAGUUGAUAUUUAAAAGGAUAAAAUGGCUGUCCAAAGAGUCAGAGAAGCUGCUGAAAAGGCUAAAAUUGAAUUGUCAUCAACAACUCAAACUGAUAUUAACUUACCAUAUUUGACUGCUGAUGCCUCAGGUCCAAAGCAUUGCAAUCUCAAAUUGACCAGAGCCAAACUCGAAUCUUUGACUGAAGAUUUCCUUAAGAAAACAAUCAAACCAAACUGA